AUGCGCCAUUUUAACAAAGUAACGUUCGGGAUGGAAUUUCGUGCAGUUCGUAGUAUCAAGACUGGCGAAGAACUAUUCACUCACUAUACCGAUCCCUUCAUUCACACGUCCUCUCGACAAGAAGAUCUCAAACCAUAUGGAUUCCAGUGUAGCUGCGAGUCGUGUAGAACACCGUCAGAGUCUGAUCUUGUGCGAAUUCAGCUGCACGUUAAUGUGCCGAUGCUGGUCGAUUACAAGCGUCUCGUGGUCUUCCUCAUGACGCCCGGACUUCCAGAGAGCUACGUGGUCGACCAUUCCCUCCAACAGUUGGAAUUGAUUGAACGCGCGGGACUGGAGGGGUCCCACUUUUACUCGUUGCAUCUGAAAUUCCUGGUGGAGGCGUACUGCGCGGUAGGAAACACCAGGAAAGCUUUGAUAUAUUUGCAAAGAGCUGAGGCCCUCGAACGUGCAAAAUCGGGGGGAGAGGAGAAGUCCAUGAAGACACUCAUGAAGAUGGUAAAAGAACACUCAAACUGGGAAUGGAAGGCGAAGGUACAAGGAGCCAUGAAAGGUGCUGGAUUCUACGCUUGA
Marasmius oreades (fairy-ring Marasmius) is the source of this 570-nucleotide messenger RNA. RefSeq lists its product as uncharacterized. The coding region runs from base 1 to 570 and encodes 189 amino acids. NCBI's taxonomy places the organism in Eukaryota, Fungi, Basidiomycota, Agaricomycetes, Agaricales, Marasmiaceae. The record is from RefSeq and is a predicted model, not a curated record. The transcript is spliced from 2 exons. Gene Ontology annotation, cellular component: nucleus.